Quercus lobata is the source of this 648-nucleotide messenger RNA. RefSeq lists its product as uncharacterized. Lineage: Eukaryota; Viridiplantae; Streptophyta; Magnoliopsida; Fagales; Fagaceae. The record is from RefSeq and is a predicted model, not a curated record. Bases 1 to 648 code for a protein of 215 amino acids. The transcript has a single exon.
AUGCACCUUCAAGGAGUAGCUGAUGAAAUCAUGUAUAGGGCCUUCCCCACGACGCUGAAGGGUGCAGCAAGAAUUUGGUUUAACCGCUUGACGCCUAGCUCCAUCAGCACUUUCAAAGAGCUAAGCGUUCAGUUUACUGCGCACUUCAUCGGGGGACAUAGGUAUAAAAGGUCUACGGCUUGCUUGAUGAGCAUCAAGCAGCGAGAGGACGAGACGUUGAGAUCCUACAUAUCCCGCUUCAAUAAGAAAGCACUCUCGAUCGACAAAGCCGAUGACAAGAUACUUGUAGCGGCCUUCACGAAUGGGCUACGAAAGGGAAAGUUUUUGUUCUCCCUAUACAAGAACGACCCAAAGACCAUGUCAAAUGUACUUUACAGGGCCACAAAAUACAUGAAUGUUGAAGACGCGUUGUUAGCUCGAGAGGAAAUGCCUAAGAAAAGGGAGAGACAAGAAGACAUGCUGCAAGACCAAGGGUGGAAGAAGGCAAGAACAGGAUAUCGAAGGGAUGAAAGGCGCUCCAGGCCCUCGGGAGGAAGGUUCACAACCUUCACCCCGUUAACUGCCCUAAUAAACCAAGUCCUAAUGCAAAUAAAGGACGAGGAGGCCCUGACCUACCCUGGAAAGCUGAAGGGAAAUCCUAACAAGUGA